Molecule: messenger RNA, 4545 nt
Organism: Misgurnus anguillicaudatus (oriental weatherfish)
Lineage: Eukaryota; Metazoa; Chordata; Actinopteri; Cypriniformes; Cobitidae
Gene: rpgrip1l
Product: RPGRIP1 like
Biological process (GO): retinal rod cell development; non-motile cilium assembly
Cellular component (GO): photoreceptor connecting cilium
Source: RefSeq, a predicted model, not a curated record
GUGAUCGUGAAAAUCUAUGGUAAAAAACUACAUUUCCCGCAGCCUUUGACCGGAAGUUUAAAGCCUCAGAGCGGAAGUGUACCGGUUGUUUGUUAGCAACAGUCGCUGUGGUUUGUGUGUAAUGCUUUUUUCAAACGGUUGAAUGAUGUUUGCUCACGCUGAUGAGACAGCUGGUGAUAUUCCUGUCAAAGACAUCACUUUUAACCCCAACGGUGCCACAUUACCAGAUUCUCUGUUGUCUCAGAAUGCCCGAGAGAGGCAGAAUGUGUCCAAGCUCAGCAGAGAUGAAUUGGAGGACAGAUAUUUGCGCAUGCAGGAGGAAAACCUUGCGCUUAAACAACACACAUGCAAACAAGAAGACAAUAUCCGCAGAAUGGCCACAAAGUUGGUUCGUCUGGUGAAGGACCGUAAGCAGGCUGAGCGGUCCUCCUCAGGGGGGCGUGGAGCGGGCGGUCGUGAUGUUGAAAUGGAGGAGAUGAUUGAGCAGUUGCAGGAAAAGGUUCAAGAGCUGGAGAAACAGAAUGAAGGGCUCAGACGACGUCUGCUAGCAGCCAAACAGCAGUUGCAGGUUCAAACUCGCAAGCAGACUCCCUACAGUCACAUCCAACCACGCAUCAAUACUGGCCUGCAUAGACUCAGAAAUGACAUCCCUAUGCCAUCAUCAAGACCAAACACUGCAAAAACAGAUAUCAGGCUUGUUGAGGGGGACACGAGUGUAAAGCCGCCUCAGGGUUUGUUACCACGCUACGGACACAGUCUGCUGGAUGAGGCCCGGGCAGAAGUCCGUAACCUGGAAAACGUGAUAGAGAGUCAGCAGGCUCAGAUGGAGGAGAUGGAGAGAUCAGCAGAGAUGUUGAGAGAUCAACUAAAGAGAAAAGAGAGGGAAUAUGAAGAAUCACUUCUUCUGAUGAAAGAACAUCAGGCCAGUGGACAGAGGUUGACUAUAAAGGAUAAUGUGGAGAUGAUCAAACUCCAAAAGCAGCUUGCUGAGAAGGGAAACAUGCUUACAGUGCUGGAGGGCAGAUUUCUACAGCAACAAGAGAGUCUAAAGUCUCUGAAGGCCAGUCAUGAUGCAGCUCUGCUGAAGGUGGAUGAGGUCAACAAACAGAUGAAGGAGGAGAGACUGAAGACUUUCGAGCUGGAGACACAGAUUCAGUCCAGAGCUCUGGAUCAAAGACGCGCUCAUGAGUUACAAGAGCGAAUCCAGGACUUGGAAAAAGAAAGAGACUUGCUCAAAGAAAACUGUGAUAAGUUAAUGAAAAGUGCGUUUGAUGUGAAUCUGGAGCAGAAAUGGAAGACGAGAGAACAACAGCUCAAGCUUCAGAUCGCUCAGCUGGAGAUGGCGUUAAAAUCUGACCUUACAGAUAAAAACCAGAUUCUGGAUAAGAUCAAGGCAGAGAGAGACCUGAAUGAAAACCUCACAGAAGAAAACAAGCAGCUUCAACUGCGUUACCUUGAACAGAAACAACAACUGGAUGAAAUUAAAGAUCGCAUGAAGUUUUUUACUAAGGAAAGUGAAAUAGACGCUGCUGAACUCAGUGAAGCCCUAAUGCUCAUUAAGGUUCGUAGGAGUCAGAAGAGUGGACAUCUGGGUUUCCUGGAGAAGGUGGAUGAGGAUGUGAAGGUAGAUGUGGAGCGUUCUCUGAGGGAUCUGCAGGCCACUUAUGCUGAGACUGUCCAAGAGCUGGAGAAGACCAGAAACAUGCUUAUUAUCCAGCACAAGAUCAAUAAAGACUAUCAGGCUGAGGUUGAAGUGGUCACUCGUAAGAUGGAUGAUCUAAAACUUGAAUAUGAGUUGAAAUCAGAGAAACUAACUCAGCUUCUGGAUGUGAGAGCUGCCAAGAUAAAGAAACUCGAAGCCCAGCUGAAAGACAUUGCGUAUGGAACCAAGAGCUCUGUUUUUAGACCCGAUAUAACCGAAGAGCACGCUACAGAUGAGUUGGACGAAACUCUUUACUUGGCUCGAGGAGAAAACCUUCUGGAAAUCCACCUGGGAACAGCACGUUUCUCUUCUGAUGCUGUACAGUGUUUGGACAAAGACCCGUCCACUUUCUGCACAUACGCCUUUUAUGACUUUGAGCUGCAGUCUACAGCUGUGGUGCGAGGUGACCAUCCAGCGUACGACUUCACAUCUCAGUAUGUGGUGAGAGUAGAUGAGCUCUUUUUGAACUACAUCCACGACAGCUCUGUUACUGUGGAGAUCCAGCUGGCCGAGGGUUUGAGUUUCCGCACGGUUGCCGCUGGACAGCUCAGGUUAAAUCAACUGCUGGAAAGAGAUGGGAAGGUGUUUGGCACCAUCCAGUUAGUUGGUGUUGCAGAUGAGAUCCAGAUGUUUGGUUCUCUGGAGUACUGGCUCAAACUAAAGGUUCCUAUGGAACAAGCCAUUCGCCUUUAUAAGGAGAGAGUCAAAGCACUUGGUUACCUCAACAUGGGCACGAGAGACAGUCAGGUUGUAUGGGAUUCUGUUCCUAGUUCCUCAUCAUUGAGUAAUGGUGAUCUAAAUGAACUAAACAUCACCUUACACUCCUGCGGUAAUCUCAAAUCCAGAGGUCCACACACUCAGCCAAGUCCUUACGUCAUAUACAGACUCUACAACUUCCCCGAUCACGAUACACCGAUCAUAUCCUCAUCUAAUGAACCGCAGUUUGAAGAUCACAUGGUCUUUCCCGUGACAAUGAACUCUGACCUUGAUGCAUUCUUGAGGUCAGAGGCUCUGGUGUUGUACGUGUUUGAUGAUUUAGAUGUUGAGGAUCAGAUGUAUCUGGGGAAGGCCAGAGUACCACUCAUCUCACUGGCCCAUGACAAAACCAUCACGGGUAUGUUUGAGCUCACAGACCCUGCCGGACUUCCCAGUGGCCAAAUCAACGUGACGCUAAAAUGGAAGUUCAGAUACCUCCCUUCCUCAUCCUCAGCCGUCGAAACACAACAGACUACAAUGAUCAGCAGUGAGACACCAGAGAGGCAGACAUCAAAGAUGGAAACAACACAGAGCGAGACGCAGACCCCUAAAGACCCUCCUCUGUUACCUCAACCUGUCCCUUCAGAGACUCCGAUGCCCAAACCCAGACAGCGGACUCUAACAAAAUCAGCUACUAAAAGAGUUUCUUUUGUUGACGUCUCAGAGCUUGAAAAACAGAUGAAUGAGACUACUGCACCUGAUGAUGAUGAUGAUAAAGAGACAGGGUCAACUGUAACCCCUGCACCUAAGACGGUCUCAGUGGUCGAGGCUGUGCAGUCCGCUGCAGUCAGUGAGGAUGAGGAUGAGGAAGAGUCUCGCUUCUCUGAAGGUCAGCUGAUCACUGCCAGCUCUCAGUCUGAUGGGUCUGAGAUUUCAGAGGACCUGGAGGAGCCAAUAACAGGUUUGGAUGAGGACAGUGAUGACUGCAUCGUACCUGCUCCGAGCACACAGCAUAAACCACAGCCGUCCGAGUGCAUUCAUGUGGAGAUUGUUUCUCUGAGUUUGAAGCCGGGAUCCAGAGUGGCAGAAGACAGUACGAUCGUCCGGCUCUUUGUAGAGUACUGUUUCCUGGGCCUGCCGUCAGUCGAGACCCCGCUGUCACUGAAGAAACCUCAGCCUGGACACAGUGUCUCCUACAACUUUAGUAAUGUGAUUCAUGUGGAUAUGAAGAAUAACCAAUCCAAACGUCAGACUCUGAGAGCGGUGUUGGAGGGCAGGAACAGACAGCUCGAGCACAUAAAGUUCACAGUGGUGAGUGACCCUCCAGAGGAGGCAGAGCAGGAGGAGGAGUGUGAGGAUGUGGGCGUGGCUUACCUGCGUAUCCCCGACAUCCUGGACAAACAGAGAGACAUGAGGGAUGUCAGUCUGAACAUCGUGGACGUUCAAGACAGCAGUGAAGUGAUCGGUCAUCUCGUCGUGACAGUUGAAGCUCUGGACGCCCUGACGUCCAUUCUGAGAGAUCCAGAACGUGACCGGCCUCUAUCCUCAUGAACUUAAAUUUAAAAAAAAUCUGCUAUACAUCUUCCAGUUGUCCGUAAUUUCUUUUUUAUUUGUCUGAAUUUACCAAAGCAUAAAGUACACCAAACAGUGAGAACAUAUGUGAACUUAUGAAUGUGAACGCCAUCACAUGGUUUAGGGUGUGAAAUCGUACCCUAAUGUUUGUCUUUAUGGCCUCCAGUGUUGCGUUUGAUGGAGCGCUGAUGUUUAGACCUUUAAUAACUUUGCCUAAUGAAAAGCCUGUUAAGCUUCAUUAGCCGACGCUUCGGCAGGCGGCGAUAUUUUAUUGAAGGUGCAAAAUGAAAUCUAACUGGAUUUAAUGAGAUUAAAUCAAGCUCUUUAAAAUGCUAAUGCACAUUUUCACGCAUGUCGGGCUGGGGCGCGUGACGCUUCUGUGUCUGUGAAUGAAUUCAAUACGUUGCUGUUAUCUGCACUGCUACUUAAGAUUUUGUCAUAGGUGCGUUUCAGAGGACAUUAGCUAUAGAUGCUGGAUUUUGAAUCUAAACAUUUGUAGAUAUUGCAUUUACAUAUGUUUGUAAAUGUUUUGUAUUUAUAUACAUUUCAUAGAAGUAAUUAAAGGGUUCUGUGUU